GCCGGGCGGGGAGGAGCGACCAGCCUAGCCGCCGGUAGCUGCAGUAUGGCGCCCCCGUCCCCGGUCGCCAAUCCCAGGGUCUUCUUCGAUGUGGACAUCGGAGGCGAACGCGUUGGUCGAAUUGUCUUAGAAUUGUUUGCAGAUGUUGUGCCCAAAACUGCUGAAAAUUUCCGUGCACUAUGUACAGGAGAAAAAGGGAUAGGGCCUACCACUGGAAAGCCUCUUCAUUAUAAAGGAUGCCCUUUCCAUAGAAUUAUUAAGAAAUUCAUGAUCCAGGGUGGAGACUUCUCAAAUCAAAAUGGCACAGGUGGAGAAAGUAUAUAUGGAGAAAAAUUCGAAGAUGAAAACUUUCAUUAUAAGCAUGAUCGGGCAGGGCUGCUGAGCAUGGCAAAUGCAGGACCCAAUACAAAUGGCUCUCAGUUCUUUAUCACAACGGUGCCAACUCCUCACCUGGAUGGGAAACAUGUGGUGUUCGGCCAGGUGGUCAAAGGGAUGGGUGUUGCUAAAAUAUUAGAAAAUGUUGAAGUGAAUGGAGAAAAACCUGCACAGUUGUGCAUUAUUGCAGAAUGUGGAGAGCUGAAGGAAGGCGAUAGCUGGGGAAUUUCCCCAAUGGAUGGCUCUGGAGAUACUCACCCAGAUUUCCCUGAAGAUUCAGAUGUAGAUUUAAAAGAUGUUGACAAGAUUGUGUCUAUAGCAGAAGACAUAAAGAAUAUAGGAAAUACUUUCUUCAAAUCACAGAACUGGGCAAUGGCAACUAAAAAGUACAUUAAGGGCUUAAGGUAUGUGGAGGCUUCUAAAGCCAUAGUGGAGGAGUCAGAUACAGCAAAGUUGAAUCCUGCUGCCUUGACCUGCCUUUUAAAUAUUGCUGCUUGUAAACUGAAGGUGUCAGACUGGCAGGGAGCUAUUGAAAGUUGUUGUGAGGCACUUGCACUAGAUCCAGCAAACACCAAAGCACUUUACAGGCGGGCUCAAGGCUGGCAGGGAAUAAGAGAUUUUGAUCAGGCACUGGCUGAUCUUAAGAAGGCUCAAGAGAUAACACCUGAAGAUAAAGCUAUCCAAACUGAAGCACUCAAGGUGAAACAGAAGAUAAAGGCCCAAAAAGAAAAGGAAAAAGCAGCUUAUGCUAAAAUGUUUGCUUGAGUGGAGGUUUUUCCUGUUAAAGUUUAAGCACUGAAUGACUAACUUGUACAAUAGGAGUGUUUACAGAGGUGGUAGAGGCAAGUGUUACUUCUGUUAUCUGCCCCAUACUGCAAUCAGUUGAUUAUGUCCACUGUUUACUAUUUAAAUUGGGAUUUCAUAAUAAAGGUAGAAGUUAAAA
Messenger RNA from Malaclemys terrapin pileata, 1318 nucleotides. RefSeq names its product peptidylprolyl isomerase D (gene PPID). Gene Ontology annotation, biological process: protein folding; protein peptidyl-prolyl isomerization. The transcript is spliced from 10 exons. The record is from RefSeq and is a predicted model, not a curated record. Lineage: Eukaryota; Metazoa; Chordata; Testudines; Emydidae. Bases 46 to 1140 code for a protein of 364 amino acids. Gene Ontology annotation, molecular function: protein binding; peptidyl-prolyl cis-trans isomerase activity.